CCAUAAAUGAAAGUUCAUUUAUUUUCUUUCUCUGUGCUUCAAGUCAUCACUAAGUUGAUUGACAACUUUUGCUCAACAACAACCUCACCCACUUCUCUAACUACUGUUUCUUUAACUCUAAUUAUUGUACACCAUCAUCUCUCCCAUUAGAGAUUUGAGUUUUGACCACUUUUUUUUUUCUCUCUCUCUCAAGACUAUAUAUUAACUGGCUUCUGAUAUAUGUUUUGUUUUCUCUUCUAUGACUUGGGGUAUCCAUUGCAUUGAGUUUUGGCAGUGGUUCUGUUUGUAGAUCAGAUGCUUCAGAGCCAUUCUUGUGUAUGAAAAAGGAGCAAAAUGGGCACCUUCCCAAUUGAGACCAGACAUAGAUUAUCUGCAUCAAUAAAACUGCAAAGAAGCAAAGUCAAGGAUCUGGACAAGCCCUUCAACUUAGCAGCCCAUGAAAGAUGUUCAAGAUGCAAGCUUCCUCUCUUGAAACUUGUUCUUCUAUUUGCUGUUUCUGGCACUUUUGUAACACUUUUAUACUCUCCAGAGGUGAACAACCAUCUUUCAAACACAACUUCUGGGCCAAAGUUUGUGAAUAGGUGGAUAUGGGGCGGCACGGACCAUCGAUACAUAUCGCGCCUCGACAUUGAUUGGGAAGAUGUUGUUGAAGUCCUUGAAAAAUUAGGGGAUAAAAAGGAGUAUCAAGGAAUUGGGCUUUUAAACUUCAACAAGAGUGAAUUGAUGAAUUGGAAGCAGCUGAAUCCUGAUGCAGAACAGAGUGUGUUGCAUCUGGAGUAUGCUGAUGAUGAUGUGACAUGGGAUUCCUUAUACCCUGAAUGGAUUGAUGAGGAAGAAGAAGCUGAAGUGCCCAUCUGCCCGACUUUGCCAAAGCUAAGAGCGCCCGGGAAACGGCUCGAUCUGAUCACCGUUAAGCUUCCUUGUCGGAAUGAGGGAAAUUGGUCUAGAGAUGUGGCUAGGCUGCACUUGCAGCUUGCAGCUGCUAGUGUUGCAGCCUCUGCUAAAGGAAACUACCCUGUCCAUUUACUUUUCAUCACAAACUGCUUUCCUAUACCAAACCUGUUUACGUGCAAGGAUCUCGUUGCACGUCGGGAAAAUGUGUGGCUGUACCGACCAAACUUGAAUGUGAUCAGAGAAAAGCUCCAGCUCCCAGUAGGUCCUUGUGAACUUGCACUUCCCCUAAAAGGCAAAGAGGUUGCUUACUCAGGAAACAUGCACCGAGAAGCCUAUGCAACGAUUCUCCACUCGGCUCACAUUUACGUCUGUGGAGCGAUUGCGGCAGCGCAAAGCAUCAGGAUGUCGGGGUCGACUCGGGACCUCGUGAUACUUGUUGACGAGACAAUCAGUUCCUAUCACAAGAGUGGCCUAGAGGCAGCAGGGUGGAAAAUAAGGACAAUUCAAAGAAUCAGAAACCCAAAAGCAGAGAAGGAUGCAUACAAUGAAUGGAACUACAGCAAGUUCAGGCUAUGGCAGCUAACAGACUACGACAAGAUCAUCUUCAUCGAUGCUGAUCUCCUAAUCUUCCGAAACAUUGACUUCUUAUUUGGAAUGCCAGAGAUAUCUGCAACAGGAAACAAUGGAACCCUCUUCAACUCAGGGGUAAUGCUGAUAGAGCCUUCAAACUGCACAUUCCAGCUUCUAAUGGAUCACAUCAACGAAUUCGAAUCCUACAAUGGGGGAGACCAGGGAUACUUAAAUGAAGUAUUCACUUGGUGGCACAGGAUUCCAAAACACAUGAAUUUCUUGAAGAACUUCUGGAUGGGCGAUGAUGAAGAAACAAAGCAAAUGAAAACAAGGCUAUUUGGGGCCGACCCACCAGUUCUUUAUGUUCUCCACUAUCUGGGUACGAAGCCAUGGAUGUGCUUCAGAGACUACGACUGCAACUGGAAUGUGGACAUAAUGCAGGAAUUUGCUAGCGAUGUUGCUCAUGAAAAAUGGUGGAAGGUCCACGACCAGAUGCCGGAGCUUCUGCAGCAAUUUUGCCUUUUGAGAUCGAAGCAGAAGGCGCAAUUGGAGUGGGACAGAAGGCAGGCGGAGAUUGGGAAUUAUUCAGACGGCCAUUGGAGGAUCAAAAUUAAGGACAAGAGGUUGAAGAGAUGUAUAGACAAUGUGUGUUCUUGGAAGGGAAUGUUGAGGCAUUGGGGCGAGACGAAUUGGACGGACGAUGAGUUUUUUGCGCCCACGCCGCCGGCUAUCUCGGCGGCGGCGCUCUCUGGGUUGUGAGAUGCGGCGGUAGCGGCAGCGGUGGCUUGAUUUUUCCCUCCAUUUUUCUUUUACAAGUUCUGGGUUGUGAUCGUAUUCUGUAAGAAAAAAUGGGUGGGAGAUUUCUGAAGAACAAAAAGAAACCAUAUUUGAAGUGAAUUUAGGGUUUAGUUGAUUUGAUGAAGUUGGUGCUUUUGAGGAGGAUUCACCUUCAAAUUUGUGACAAUGUUCUUAGAUUAUUAAGUUCUUGCAAUUAAUAAAUAGACGAAGUUACAAAUUUAGUA
Momordica charantia (bitter melon) is the source of this 2486-nucleotide messenger RNA. It is a transcript of the gene PGSIP1, whose product is annotated as plant glycogenin-like starch initiation protein 1. Lineage: Eukaryota; Viridiplantae; Streptophyta; Magnoliopsida; Cucurbitales; Cucurbitaceae. Gene Ontology annotation, molecular function: glycosyltransferase activity. The record is from RefSeq and is a predicted model, not a curated record.